GGUGACGUCACGCAGCCGGAGCGCGUGCGGCUCUGUUCUGUAUCAGGAGCUCGCGACCCGGCGGUUGGGGGAAACAGGGAAGCUCGGACAAACUCUCCAGCCGAAACCCAAACACGACGACUGUUAAUUCUGUUAAAAUAACGGCGAGUUUGAGACAGUUUCACGCCUAAAAUGUUGCUAAACACCGAGCCGAAGGGUUUUUACUGACGCUGGAAGUUGUUUCGGGCGAUAAAGUUGACGGUGUUUGGGUGAACUUGUCCCGGGUUGUUGUUGUGGUGGAUGUAAUCGUCGACGAAACAGGAGGAGGAAUAAUGAUGGUGCUGCUGUCUCUGCUUUGACCCAGCUCCAUUUUCUACAGCACAAGAGAAACAGAGCCGGAGAAAAGUGAGAAAAAGAGGAGAAAUGGCCGAAGCACGGUCCGAGGAAGAGGAGGAAAACACGAUGAGGGACACCCGGGAACAAGUGGUUCGACGACAGCCGAACAGCUCCGGAGGUCGUCCUGACAGACGUAAACCAGAGCAUCGCCACAGUCAGGGGCCUCUGUCGUCCAUCAGAGCAGCCAUCAAAAGAACAUCCACCAGAUCAACCUCUCUGUCAGAAUCAUCCAGAGACAGAGACAGAGACAGAGAGAGAGAUCGAGACAGAGAGAGAGACAGGAGGCGACCAGAGAUAACCAUCCUGUCGGCGGAGCCACUGGCCUCCACAUCCUGGUUCCCCGGGGCUUCAGGAGGGUUCCCGCCUCCCCCUCCUCCUGCCGCACAGAUCUGGGGAUCGACUAUCCCUCCGGCCAUACAGCCUCCUCCGUCCUAUGAGGAGGUGAUCAGAGAGAAGACACAGGAGCAGGUUCUCCUCCCCUCUUCUUCCUCCUGCCUCCCCUCUUCAUCCCCGCGUCCAGCUUCUUCAAUAACCAUCGCCACGCAGACUGAUCCAGGACCCGCCCCCGAUCAACAAGACGCCAACGUGAGGAGACCCGUCAGACCUCCACGACCACGUCUCAGCCUCCCUCUGAAACCGUCCAACGUUGAUGACAUCACCCCCACCUCCAGCCAAUCGCAGCUCACCUCCGUUAACAGUGACAACACACUUUGCUGCGACUUCCUCACUGAGCUGUGUUCACCUUUGACUUCAAACUCCGGAGCUCAGACUGACCUUUGGGAACGGUCUUUUGCUGCCGUUGACGUGGCGACCACUCCAUCUACUUCCUCACAAGUCCCGUUGGAUCGUCCCAGGCCCCGCCCACGCUCCCGGCUCAGCGCUCCGCAUAUCAGCAACGAGGUCAAAGUGCAAACGUUGGUGAAGCUGCGCGAGGACGGUUUAGCCACGCUAGCUGCUCGCUCAGGAGCUAACAGCGCUAACCAAGACGUGGUUCAGGGGAAGUACCUUCAGGAGCUGCUCGAGGCCUUCAGCGCCGACGACUGGGGCUUCCCCGAUCGCCAUAGCAGCGGCAGCAGCAGUGGGAACAGCCAAUCGGAGAGCGAGGAGGGAGAAGAGGACAUGGCGACGUUGAGAGCGAGGAUACAAGCGUUCGAGCAGCAGGUGGCUGAUGGGAGCUGUGGAGGCACAAACUCCACGCCGCUGGAGUGCGCUGUCACAAAGAAACCUGAACCCAGGCCACGCCCUCGCCUCCAACCAACCAAAUCCGCCCCUCCCACCAUCGCCCCGAAGCCUAAGAACUUUUCACAAGCCACCAAACCGUCCACGAAAGUGUUCUGGGAAGAUCCCAGUUUGACCACAGACUCAUGUAGCACAGAGUCUUCAAAAUCAACUGAAACCCCGACCACAGACUUCAACCCUGCUGCCCAACCUUCAACUUCUUGUACCCCAAAACCUGCCCCGUCUUUGGUCCCCCAACCCUGCAGAAACACAGAAAAACCCUUAAUAACACCUAAACCACAGUCCACUCCAGAAACCCUCACAUCUGGAACCCCCGUCCCCGUCCCGGCCCCAAGACCCCCUCCACCAAAAAUCACCCCCUCAGACCAACAGACCAAACCUCCACCCAGACCUACAGUCGCUCCCCGGGCCAGCACGGGAGCUCUGACCCAGGAUAAGACCACCCCCACUCUGCCCCCGAGACCCUCAGCGGAGGUGAGCAGUGGAGCUCAGACAGAAACUGAGGAGACGCAGGACUCUACGAACCAAACUGUGAAAGUAGAAAGUGUACGUCCAGGCGUCCCGGCCAAACCAGCAGCUCUGACAUCACUGCGCAGAUCCAGCGCCCCAAAUCUGGCCCCCAAACCCACCGGUGCCUCCCCAACAACACCAGAUGCAAACCCAGUCCCACCCAAACCGUCAGCUGCUGCUCCAGCCACGGCCCCCAAACCUCUGGGACCAACUCCAGGCCUCAAACCUGCAACCACAGCUCCAGCUCCAGCUCUAAGGAAAGGCCCGGUAAUCCCCAACAAACCAGAAACUACCAACACGGCAAACCCAAACUCCUCAGAUCCUGCUCUUCCACCGAGGCCUACAGGUGUGAAACUCCUCCCCCUACGUCCUCCACCAAUGAAAUCCACCCCUGGGCGACCGCCUCCUCCAGCUAUCACGUCGACUUCCUCGUCCACUCUGUUGACUCCGCCCACAUCCAAAUCUGUCCCCGCCCUCUCGGUUUCGACAGCCAGCCAGUCUUCUUCUUCUCAAACCAUGCCCAGCCCUUCUUCUGUGUCAGCCAAUCAGAUUCAGUCAAAGGUUUCUAAGAAAGGACCGCCCCUUCCGCCCCGCCCUAAACCUGGACACCCCCUCUAUAACAGCAACACUAAACAGGAAGUCCUGAUCGUCCUGGAUGACCCGAGCCCUUCAGAGCCUCCACCAGGGGAAGGGAGGAGCCAAACUGCAGUCACCCCGCUCAUCAACCAAUCACAGUGUCUCCUGGAUCUGGACGACCAACCAGAGCUGGCUCCAAAACAGGAGAGCCAAUCAAAGCCAGCGCUGGCGGACCUCAGCAUGUUGGACUCGGAGUCGAUCCUCCCUGUGGCGCCCACAGAGCAGAAAGAACAGCCGGACGCUCCUCCUGUCAGCGGUCCUCGCUGCAUCGCCUUGUUCGACUACGAGGGAGAGGAGGACGACGAGCUCACCUUCUCCCAGGGUGAUGUAAUCGCCCUCCUGGAGCUCAUUGGGCAGGAGUGGGGGCGUGGUCAAAUCCACGGACGAAUCGGGAUUUUUCCGCUGAGUUUUACUGAAGUGGUGGAGCCGCCGCCACAGGAGGAGAAGGAAACGACAAAAUCAACAUCAGCAGAUACAGAGAAAACAGAAUCAAAGAUCUCAGAGGAGCCAGAGGUCAAAGUCAAAGAGUGGGCCGUGGCUCUGUUCGACUUCCCCGGCCAGACUGCAGAGGAUCUGUCCUUCCACAAGGGGGCGCUUAUCGAGGUUACAGAGCACGUCGACGCUGAGUGGAAGAGAGGACGAGUGGAGGGGAGGGAGGGGCUUUACCCUGCUGCUUUCACACACACCUGCCCGGCUCAGCCAAUCACAGACCAGCAGCCAGCACUGAGGGGCGUGGCCAAGUUUGACUUCACAGCGGAGAGCGAGGACGAGCUCACACUGAAGGUCGGUGACAUCAUCACGCAGGUGGAGUUGGUGGAUGAGCAGUGGAUUCUGGGAGCUGCAGGCGGGAAGCGUGGGAUUGUGCCUAAAAACUACAUUUCACUUCUCUGAUGAGGAAAUCCAAGUAAAAACAACGUUUGUUUGUGUUUUUUAUGGAUUUUUGCCGCCACUCUCAUCUGGUCGGUUUCAUCUGAACUGGAAACGUUUGCACACCUGUCUCAUCUUGGCGGAGAGUUUCUUUUAUGCGAGUGCUGUGAACACCUGGAUAUCACACCUCACCUGUUCCAUCGUUUCACACCUUUAAACGGAUGUUUUUAAAGACAGUAAAAGCAGCUCGGUCUGAAUUAGUUUCCUCGAGUUUGGUGACUUAAAUUGGAGGAACAACUCUGUGUAUUAUCACCAUGGCGACCAAAAGUGGGAGGGACCUCUGCUUCCUUAACGACUGAGAAAAACUGAAGCAAAGAAGCCAUCGAUUUUCAUCUUCCUGUCGUGUUGUCGUGGAUCCUUUUCCUCCGUGCUCAGGGGGGCGUUUUUGGACUUUGAUCUGAUCGACCAAUGAACCGUCUCCAAAUGUUUGAACCCUGAAGCUCCUGCAGCUCUGCACCGCUGUGAGCUGUUCUUAGAGAUUUGGAGUCAAUGAGAAUGACAGGAAGGGAGCACAUUCAGGUGUGCAGAGAUUUUCUUUAACGUGGUUCUUAAAAAUUCAAAUAUCCCGAUUAAGAUCUGAGAGACGGAGGACUCAGACUCGUCUCUUCUUCGUGUCUGAGUCCUGACUUGUGCUCAACGUGGACUGUUUUUAAAGUGUAAUAAUGUGUCUUUGAACUGGAAUAAGAAACCAAUCCGCUUAAAUGAGGCUUAAAAUCUUUUAAGGCAGCAAACAUAAGGAGCAUAUUUCGCCUCCUGAACCAGAGGAGAUAAGUACAGCUGAGUAUCCGAGUAAAAAUGCUUUCGAUAGCGAGACCUUCAAAUAUCGGUCUCGAGAACUCAAGACUGAUUUCGAGUACUUCAACACUAAGAAGACAGCAUGCAAACCUGCAUCGUAUUUUUUGACUCAUCGAUUCGAAACGUCCGUUAUUAGUUUCAGUUUUAAAGUAUCGCGAGGUUUUGAAACAUAACUUCUAAAGACGCUCGUUUGCUCCUCUGGUCCUGUUGUCUCCUCCUUAAAAUCAACAAAACAUCAUAGGACAUUAUUCUCUAAAUCUGUUGAAAUGUUUUCUUAAAUGUGGCCGUGAUACUCUGACGUAGACUAGAUCAUAAAACAGGCAUCAUGUGGAGCUUUCGAGCUGAAAGGAGACGCAGAUAUGAGUUACGACUUCAGCUGUUUGACAGACAGAAAUGUUUUUAACGUGUAGCGUCACUUUAGAGAGGGAGAGAAGACGAUAGGACAUCGUCAGUGUCACAAUGUUGUGCUUUAUUUAAGGUUUCUUAUUGGUGCUUUUUAUGCCUUUCUUUCCUUGUUGCAUGUUUUUCACUGAGAAACUCGUUAAAAAAAGGCUUUUAUUUAAUUUCCCACAUUCCCUAAACUGGACCUUUUUUCAUGAAUAACACUAACUCACAGUUUCCACAUACUUCACAGUUUCAAAAUAAAACACAAUAUACAGAUUCACGAUCGUAUUUACCAUCACUUUAUCCAUAUUACGCGUUUCCUGCAGCUUUAAAGGUCACAUAUUCAAAAUCCUCUUCACCAUGUUACACUAAUGUGUCUAGUCUGUCUACAAACCCCCCAAUUAUGAGAAAAGUCCAUCCUCUCCGUCUUUUACCUGCUCCACUUUUCAGAAAAUGUGUGCUCAAACAGGCUGUUUGGAGAUUUUCCCUUCAUGACAUCACAAAGGGCAGUAGCCCCUCCCCCAGGUGGGUGACACUCCCACAGCUAGGUGUUUGUUCUGCCCUCUGAGUCUGCCUUCUCACCGUAAACAAUAGGUCAUGGAGCGAGAAAGACACCGAGUACACCCAAGUCCUUCCAGAGAGGGGGGCGUGGUCAGACACAGCUAAUUUACAUAUUUAAAGGUACAGACACAGAAACAGCCUGUUCUGAGCAGGGCUGAAAUAGAGGAGUUUAUAGACAUGAUCAAAAACAGGAUCAGAGUGGAUGUAGAACAAGAAACUUCACACACAUGUUUUGAGGAGCUCUGAGACUUAUUUACAAUGUUUGAUAAGGGGGAGAAUAUGUCACCUUUUAAAGGUCGGUUUUUUUUUACCUUACCAGACUGUUAAGAUUUUUAGUUGAAAAACUUCAGCUGUAGUUUUUAAAUGUUUUGUUUGUCCAUCUUUUUUUUUUUACUGGUCUGUUCUCAUCUUUCCUUUUUGAAAUCAUCUCACGCGACAAGACUGAAUAUACGAGUCGUAAACUGUAAGUGUCUUUAUUAAAGGGUAAAUCAUGUUUUCUCUGAACGUGCUGUCAGCAGAUUAGAGCAGAUGAUGAUCAAUAAAUCAUUAAAUUUACGUUCUUCACAGUGUUUUGGACGAAUGGAGGGUUUUUUCUCGCUGUAGCAGGUCAGGGGGGAGGGGGUUCUUAUUUGGACACGAUUGUUACAUCAUCACUGGUUAAUUUGUUGGCAGCUCGUCAAAGACAAAACGUCUCCUGUUGCAUAUGAAUCCUUCUAGACAGAUCAUGGACGUUUGGACCGACUGUAACACUAAAUGUUUGUGUUUGAGAAAGCCAUGAAAGAGUUUAUUCAUUUCUUUGUUAGAGAGAUUUUAUGUAACCAAACAUUCCGACUUUUAAUACAAAUAAAACUUUGAGACAUUUCUGGACAAGAGGA
This is a messenger RNA of Labrus mixtus (cuckoo wrasse), 6302 nucleotides long. Its product is annotated as SH3 domain-containing protein 19-like. The transcript has 17 exons. Gene Ontology annotation, cellular component: ESCRT-0 complex. The record is from RefSeq and is a predicted model, not a curated record. The coding region runs from base 403 to 3651 and encodes 1082 amino acids. Gene Ontology annotation, biological process: protein transport to vacuole involved in ubiquitin-dependent protein catabolic process via the multivesicular body sorting pathway. Gene Ontology annotation, molecular function: protein binding. Lineage: Eukaryota; Metazoa; Chordata; Actinopteri; Labriformes; Labridae.